AUGGAGGGCAUAAAUGAUGUCAACAUGGACAAAUCAGAUGAGAUCAUCAUGCCGGGGUUCCGGUUCCAUCCUACCGAUGAAGAGCUCGUUAGUUUCUACCUCAAGAACAAGAUCCAGCAAAAGCCUAUCUCUAUUGAGCUCAUCAGGCAGCUGGACAUCUACAAGUUUGACCCGUGGGACCUCCCAAAGCUUGCGAGCACCGGUGAGACGGACUGGUACUUUUACUGCCCAAGGGACCGGAAAUAUCGCAACAGCGCGAGGCCAAACCGAGUCACAGCAGCUGGGUUCUGGAAAGCCACAGGAACAGACAGGCCGAUCUACUCCUCCGAAGGCACCAGGUGCAUAGGCCUGAAGAAGUCCCUUGUCUUCUACAGAGGCAGGGCAGCAAGAGGGAUCAAAACUGACUGGAUGAUGCAUGAGUUCAGGCUUCCUUCGCUCACCGAUCCAUCACUUCCCAAGAGACCAAUCGAUAAGAACAUCCCGCUCAACGACUCUUGGACCAUAUGUAAGAUCUUCAAGAAGACCAGUUCGAUGGCACAGCAAAUGGCGCUGUCUCACACUUGGGGCCCUCCAUUGCCUGGGACAACUGAGCAAGAUCUCUUCUCUGCAAUGCAACCGGUGCAAGCUUCACAUUUUGCUUCGGAGAGCUCCUCCCGCUCAUUGCAAGUUGCAGAGGCACCAGCAAGUCAGUUCAACAGCAAACAUGGGUUCCAGGGACAGCAGCAGCUUCAGAAACCCAGCAACACACAGGAUGGCUCUUCAUGCAAGGUCAUAAGCUUUAACUGCAAUCCAUCUCUGGAACUGGAAGAUGUAAAUGUCGGCAUGAGCAGCAGGAACCAAGAUUCAUCCACAAUGAAGCAUGGCAAUACUUUCAGUAUGAACAAUGAGUUGGACGCUCCGGGGAGACUCAACUUCCCAUUCGAUUUAGGAGCAGACUCUUUAGAUGACUGGAAGUGCAACAUACCUUGGGAAUCCUUUCUUAGCCCAACUGUCCCUGCUGAGAUGCCACAGUACUAG
Messenger RNA from Triticum dicoccoides, 1017 nucleotides. Its product is annotated as protein FEZ-like. Bases 1 to 1017 code for a protein of 338 amino acids. Gene Ontology annotation, molecular function: DNA binding. Gene Ontology annotation, biological process: regulation of DNA-templated transcription. Lineage: Eukaryota; Viridiplantae; Streptophyta; Magnoliopsida; Poales; Poaceae. The record is from RefSeq and is a predicted model, not a curated record. The transcript has 4 exons.